Molecule: messenger RNA, 1584 nt
Organism: Trichosporon asahii var. asahii CBS 2479
Lineage: Eukaryota; Fungi; Basidiomycota; Tremellomycetes; Trichosporonales; Trichosporonaceae
Exons: 1
Coding region: 1-1584 (527 amino acids)
Source: RefSeq, a predicted model, not a curated record
AUGUCGCCUGCCUCUUCGACUAGUGGACCGGGGAGCGCAUCGACAACAACAACGAACAAGGGCACAGUGCCGUCCAUGACCCUGCACACGCACCCGCAGAACAUCCAGGACUAUGAGAACUAUUUCCAUAGACACCUGCCUCUGUCCAUCAUCCGCGACUUCCACCAGAGGACGCAGAGACCGCACGCCCCAGUGCCAAGCGGUGCGCCGAUUGAAUCCCUUGUGACUGAAGCGCAAGCCGAGGCUGUCGCCGAAUGGUGUGACAGCCAAAUUCUGCUCUGGCUGCCCUUCCUUCCCUCGGCCGUAUCUCUUCGGCACCUACGCAACAGCUCGUUCAACUCUCCCUCCCUCCGCUUCCUCGAAUGCGCACAGUAUCUGAUUGCGGCGCAGUUCGGCGCCAUCAACCUCGACCCGGCUAAGGCGCAUGAGAUCCGCGGUAUCUGCCGUGACUGCCUCGCCGACACUCUGUUUGCGCCGUUGGACGAUUUCGCCCCCGUCGUCCUCGUCAUGACGUGCGCUCUGACUGUGGAGGGAGCAGGAACAUCCGAUGCGGGCGCGAUGGGCCUGCUCGCGCGCCAGUGCACGAUGCGCAAGACCGGUGACCUUUCCCUCUCCGACCGCAUCCUCGAGGUUCUGACUGCGACCUGGCAGUGCGUCAGUGUGGUAGGCGACGACGAUCUGAUCCACCAACCGCGCGCGCAUCGAAGCCUUGUCCUGCCCACCCCCGGCGAGCUGGAGCAACUGCUCGAGGACAUCGACAAGAGCCGCAACGAGUUCAGCGAGACGAAUCGAAACGGUGCCGUUGGCGCAGUUCUGCGCUGCCGGUCGUGGAUCAUGGCGCGGGAGACGAUCGAGGCCAUAUCGAGGCUCGAUCCAGGAGACGAGGACAAGCAGCUCGCAGCCCUGCAAGAAGUGAAGGACAACUGGACGGCCGCGAUCCGGCCCCACAUCACGCGGUGCCGGCAGCUCAUCACUGCACCCAGCCUGCUGUCGUGGCUCGAGGUCGAGAUGCACGCGCUCGACAGUAUUGUGUGCGACUCGAUCCUGCACUACUCCCUCGGCAACAGGUGGACGCCGCGGUACAUUUUCGGCCUGACGAAAGGCGAGCUUGGGAGCAAGAAUCUCCAAGAGUUCAUCGCGGACAAGCAUGGGCCGGCAGCCAGCAACGCGGCGCAGUCCCUCCUUGCCGCGCUCACGAAUCUCCCCGGCCCAAGCGAGUACAUCUACCCCGCACCCUUGACUUGCGCGUUCAUCUUGAAGGCGGCCCUGACGGCUGUCGAGGUGCAUGCGUCCAGCUUCAAGCUGUGGCAGAGCCAGCCCGCGCGCGAGGCGGUGUGGACCAGUCUGCUGCGCAGCGUGCAGGACAUGGCGGAGAAACUAAAGGGCGGAAGCACGGUGCCCAUGACGAUCAGCGUCAUGACGACGAUCCGCGAUACGAUAUCCAAGUGGAAGGCCGAGCUUGGACGCCCGUCCGUGCUUGCGGACCCGACGUGGGUGUCCCUCGGUGGGCCGAGCGUUUGUCCCGUGCUCCAGAGCCUGGAGGAGCUCAUGUCGACCAUCGACUGGGACCACCUCGUCAUGUAA